AUGAGUGAUGUUCUACCCAGAUCCGAUGAUCUGGAUGCAACUUGGAAUUUUAUUGAGCCUGUAAUUAGUCAAAUUCUGGGUCGUGAUGGUACUCCAUCAUUAGCGAAAAGAGUUGAUAAAGUUUUAUCACCAACGAUGUACAUGGAGGUUUAUACCGCAAUUUACAACUAUUGUGUUAACAAGUCCAGAUCAUCAGGACAAUUUAAUGCUGAUAAGCAGGAAUCACAAUCAUCUAUUUUAGUCGGUAGUGAAAUAUAUCAAAGAUUGGGUAAAUAUUUGAGAGAUUACAUUAAAAACUUUCAAAAAUCUGAAAAUGAGAGUUUCUUACAAUUUUAUGUGAGAAGGUGGAAGAGAUUUACUGUUGGUGCAAUCUUCUUGAACCAUGCAUUUGAUUAUAUGAAUCGUUAUUGGGUUCAAAAAGAGAGAAGUGAUGGUAAAAGGCAUAUCUUCGAUGUUAAUACGCUUUGUUUGAUGACAUGGAAAGAAGUCAUGUUUGAUCCAAAGAGUGAGAUUUUAGUUAAUGAAAUUUUAAAACAGAUAACUUUAGAAAGGGAUGGUAAUAUUGUACAGAAAGGUGAUGUGACUAUGGCGAUUAAAUCGUUUGUGGCACUUGGGAUUGAUCCACAAGAUUUGAAGAAGUUGAACCUGAAUGUUUACAUCCAAGUGUUUGAGAAACCUUUCUUAAAGAGAACUGAAGAGUAUUAUAAACAGUACAGUGCAGAUUAUUUGACUACCCGUUCAGUUACCGAGUAUAUUUUCGAAGCAAGAGAGAUUAUCUCUAGAGAGGAAAAAGCAAUGGCAGUUUAUUGGGAUGAUCACACUAGGAAACCAUUGUCAGAGACAUUGAAUUCCGUGCUUAUAACAGAACAUGCGUCGAAAUUAGAAUCAGAAUUUAUCGUAUUGCUAGAUUCUAGAGAUAAUGAAAAAAUUUCUGCAGUUUACAAUUUGAUGCAAAGAGAUUUUACACUUUUGCCAGAAUUAGCAAACUCAUAUGAGGAAUAUAUCAACAAGUGUGGUGAAAAUGAGGUUUCGCAUUUAAUUUCUCUACACAAAGCUUCCCUUAUCAAUGGUUCUGAAGAUCAAGCAUCUAACAAGAAACCUGCUAAUCUUUUAAACACAUUACCACCCAAGGAUUAUGUCAAGACUUUACUAGAUGUGUACCGUACAUUCCGUAACAUGACGAACGAAUGUUUCCAAAACGAUCCACUAUUUGCCAAGGCACUUGAUAAUGCAUGUCGAUCCUAUGUGAACAAUAACGAAUUUGCCCUUCCUGCAGGAAUGCCUCGUUCUGCUACUUCGAAGACACCAGAAAUGUUAGCUAAGUACAGUGAUCAAUUAUUAAAGAAAUCUACCAAACCCGAAGUCUCCACAGACAUGAGUAUUGAUGAUAUCAUGAUGCUUUUCAAAUUUUUAACGGAUAAAGAUGCAUUUGAAUCUCACUACAGAAGAUUAUUCGCCAAAAGAUUGAUUCAUGGUACCUCUACAAAUGACGCAGAUGAAGAGAGUGUCAUCCAAAGAUUACAAAGUGAGAACAGCAUGGAAUAUACCGGUAAGAUCACCAAAAUGUUUCAGGACGUGCGGCUUUCUAAGGUUUUGGAAGAAGAUUUCGACGUCAUGAUUAAAGGCUUACCGGACUAUUCAAAGCAAAAGUAUCCUGAGUUACAACCUUUCAUUCUAGCAGAGACCAUGUGGCCUUUCUCAUAUCAAGAUGUAGAUUUCAAACUACCACUAGUGCUACAACACUCUUAUGAAAAGUUGGAGGAGAUGUAUUCUAAUAAACAUAAUGGUAGAGUGUUGAAAUGGUUAUGGCCAUUAUGUCGAGGUGAAAUUAGAGCUGCCAUUGGUAAGCAAGGUAGACCACCUUUCCAAUUUACGGUGACUCUAUUUCAAAUGUCCAUUUUGUUACAAUUUAAUGACAAUGACGUACUUACAUUGGAACAGAUUCAAGAAGGCACUAAUUUAUCAGUGCAAAAUAUAGCGGCCGCUAUGGUCCCCUUUAUCAAGUUCAAACUAGUACAACAGCUGCCACCAGGCCUGGAGAACUUGAUUAAACCAGAGACUCAAUUCCGUCUGGCACGUCCUUACAAAGCAUUGAAGACAAAGAUUAACUUUGCCAGUGGUGUUAAGAACGACGUACUUAACGUACUGGCAACGUCAUCGGAUGCCCAUGCCCAAAAAUUGGUAGCUGCUACAGGUUCUAAUAAGGAACUGACUGAAAACGAAAGAAUCGAAAGAGAACUAGGUGCUGAAAGACAAAUUUUCCUCGAGGCAUGCAUAGUAAGAAUUAUGAAAUCCAAGAGAAAAUUACCACACACAACUCUGGUCAACGAGUGUAUUGCACAAUCGCAUCAAAGAUUCAACGCCAAGGUUUCCUUGAUAAAGAAGGCUAUCGAUAGUCUUAUCUCCAAGGAAUACCUGCAACGUUGCGAUGAUGGUGAAUCUUACAGGUACCUAGCAUGA
Messenger RNA from Zygosaccharomyces rouxii, 2460 nucleotides. It is a transcript of the gene CDC53, whose product is annotated as cullin CDC53. NCBI's taxonomy places the organism in Eukaryota, Fungi, Ascomycota, Saccharomycetes, Saccharomycetales, Saccharomycetaceae. Gene Ontology annotation, biological process: protein ubiquitination; SCF-dependent proteasomal ubiquitin-dependent protein catabolic process. The transcript has a single exon. Gene Ontology annotation, cellular component: SCF ubiquitin ligase complex. Gene Ontology annotation, molecular function: ubiquitin protein ligase binding. Bases 1 to 2460 code for a protein of 819 amino acids. The record is from RefSeq and is a predicted model, not a curated record.